AUGGACACCCCUUCCCCGUUCUUCCAUACCCCUCCCCCAUACCCCUCCCCCACACCCCCACUCCUCCUCCGCAUGCUAUCACCCCACCCUCACACACCGCUUCCCACAAUGGCCACGCUCACACCCAAAAAGCGCUUCCCGCAUCGCCUCAAGUACCUCCUCUUGCUGCUCCCGCUCGUCUUCCUCCGCCCGAAGCGCUACACCCCGCUGCGCCACCCGACGCUCUCUGUCCUCUCGCGCGAGUCGUACAACCUCCCGCAUCUUCUCUCGAUGCCCACGUUUUUGCAAUCCCCGUCCCCGCCGGACCUCCCCUCCCGCGUCGCGCGUUUCGCCCGCGCCUACCCUACCUCGCUGCUCGCGCGCUACGCCGCCAUCCCGAGCUCGUGCGCGCGCCAGCCGUACCCACCGCAUCUGCGCCAUGCGCUGGCCGUGUGGCGCCAGGGCAGGCGCUCGGUGGUGCACGAGCACGUUGUCCGCCGCAACGACACCCUCACCCUCCUCGUCGAGGCACACCCCGUCCACGGCCUGGCCGUGUCCAGCCUCACCUCGGACUUUGUUCAGCAGGCCGUCCAUCGCGCCCGCCACUUCGCACACGUCCUGCUCGUCGUCAAUUUGGCCGACGCCGCAGACGUGAAGGACGCACACAGGGACGCCACGUUUAUGCGCGACGCCUUGCGCGAGGCCCGUGUGCACGUCACGCUGCACUCAAGCGUCGGCGUGGACGAGGACGUGUAUCUGUUUCAUGCCGCCAGAAACCUCAUGGUGCACAAGGGCGAUGUGUCGGCACUUGCCGCCAUCGUGUGCGACGGCACCGUGUACUACACCCCGUUGCUGGAUGAGUAUAUCAAGCAAAAUCAGUUCAAGUGGAUGAUCAAGAACGGGCGCCCGGCCAUCGACAUCCCGGAGACCGUCCCAGCGUCCAUGUGGCGCGCGAUGGGGCCUGUGAAGCCCAGCUGUUGCCGGUUUGAGGGGUACGGGCAUGGCGACGGGGAGAAGAUUCUGUGCGCAAACUCCAAGACGUUUUCAAGCAACGCUUGCUGGAUCCUGUCGCUGGGGUGCCAGGGAAAGUGGUCGUUCGAAAAGGACAUUGUGAAGAGGACCAACUGCAAGAUUCACACAUUUGACUGUACGGGGAGCUGGGAGAUUCCAGAGGAGCUGCAGGGGCGCGUGACGCUGCACAAGACGUGUCUCGGGAAGGAGGACGACCCGCGGGAAGACUUUGUCGGGUGGAAUCGCGUGAUCGCGAUGGGGGCGACCAAGGGCGCCAAGAAGAUGCCCGCUGUGGUGAAGAUGGACAUCGAAGGGUCAGAGUUUCCUGUGCUGCAGGCCCUGCUGGACCACGGCCACGAGAGCUUGCUCCCACAGCAGCUGGCGAUUGAAAUGCACGCGUACAAGGCGACGCCCAAGUUCAUGGAGAAUCUAUUCGCCAACUUUACGCGUCGAGGUUACAGCAUGACAUCACAGUGA
Chondrus crispus (carragheen) is the source of this 1467-nucleotide messenger RNA. RefSeq lists its product as hypothetical. Bases 1 to 1467 code for a protein of 488 amino acids. The record is from RefSeq and is a predicted model, not a curated record. The transcript is spliced from 3 exons. Lineage: Eukaryota; Rhodophyta; Florideophyceae; Gigartinales; Gigartinaceae.